Molecule: messenger RNA, 1314 nt
Organism: Serendipita indica DSM 11827
Lineage: Eukaryota; Fungi; Basidiomycota; Agaricomycetes; Sebacinales; Serendipitaceae
Source: the annotation of a GenBank genome assembly
AUGGGUCUCGAGAAUACCAACACAAACUCUGCUGCGGUCCUUCAUGGCGCACGCGACCUGCGUAUCGAGCAACGCACACUCGAUGCGGCCCCCGCACCAGGUUAUGCACGAGUUCGGAUCAUGAGCACGACGCUCUGUGGCUCUGACUUGCACUAUUAUACUCACGGCAGGAACGGGACCUUUGCGUUAUGUCACCCAAUGUGCCUUGGACACGAGUCGAGUGGGAUCAUUACCGCUAUCACCCCUGCUUUGUCAUCUUCUCCCUCGUCUUCAACAUCCUCACUUGCCAUUGGUACACGAGUCGCCGUCGAAUGCGGUAUUCCUUGCAAUGGCCCAACCUGCUCCUAUUGUCAAUCGGGUCGCUACAACCUCUGCCCAUCUCUCCGCUUCCUCUCGUCGGCCAAAACGGCGCCUCAUCUCGACGGUACCCUUCAAACGUUUGUCGACCACCCUCUCGCCCUGCUACACCCGCUUCCACCGGCAAUGUCGUACGAGAUGGGUGCGCUCGCUGAACCACUCGGUGUCGUCAUCCACGCUGCUCGCCGUGCCGCUAUCCCUUCAUCGUUAGCAUACGACCUACCAAAUGGUGUCCGAGCUCCUGGUAGUAUUGCUGGUGGCAACGUACUCGUCUAUGGUGCUGGUGCCGUUGGAUUAAUGGCGUGUAUGCUCGCACGAGCUCAGGGCGCGCAAAAUGUCGUCUGCGUAGACGUCAACGAUGCACGACUACAAUUUGCCAAGGACAAUGGCUUUGUGGCGUCGACUGUCAACCCACUCUCACUACCGUCCCCUUCCUCUCCAUCCUCUGAUUCUGGUUCCUCUUCGGCUUCGACAGCUACAUCCAAAGAAGAAGACGAGAGGACACCCGCUCAACGACGCGCAGACGAGUUGGCGACGCGUAUGGCUCAAGCAAAGCACUCUGCCGACAUUGUCCUCUCUCAAUCCCCCACCAUCGUCUCGGAAGAGGGCGGGUUUGACGUCGUAUUCGAGUGCACGGGUGCCGAACCAUGCAUCCAAUCUGCCAUUUACGCCGCACGGCUGGGUGGUAAAGUUCUCUUGGUCGGUAUGGGUACACCCAACGUCUCGCUCCCUCUUUCGGCCGCUGCCUGUCGAGAGGUCGACUUGAUUGGCGUGUUUAGGUAUGCGAAUACCUACCCUGCCGCGCUCGCUUUGCUCGCCAGCGGUGCACUCGACGGUGUCGAAAAGAUGAUUACUCAUCGCUUUGGACUCGACAGAGCCGCAGAGGCAUUUGGCGUCAUGGCGAAAGGUACCGACGAAAAGGGUGGCCUUGUAGUAAAGGUUUGCGUCCAAGCAUAG